Molecule: messenger RNA, 2045 nt
Organism: Colletotrichum navitas
Lineage: Eukaryota; Fungi; Ascomycota; Sordariomycetes; Glomerellales; Glomerellaceae
Product: ubiquitin carboxyl-terminal hydrolase
Exons: 6
Coding region: 204-1760 (518 amino acids)
Biological process (GO): protein deubiquitination
Molecular function (GO): cysteine-type deubiquitinase activity; zinc ion binding
Source: RefSeq, a predicted model, not a curated record
CAUCAUCGACCAUUCCCUUUUAUCGAGCAUCGAACAUAGCAAAAGUACCGAUUUCAAUUUCAGAUUUCGGUUCGCCAAUAUUCACACGACCGGCACAUAAGAAGUCAAUUUGCUGGUUGGAGUAUUUCGAGGCAGAAGGAAGGCAGGGGAAAGAAAGGGCAGCUUCACACCCGUUUGAAUACCGCCACCGGAACCAAUUCGAGAUGGCUGCUCGACCGACAACACCAAUGUCCCCCAAGACCGCCAAGGUCAAGUCGCCGGUCCCUGGAACACCCGUUUUCGGAUGCGAGCACAUCCAGCGACUCUUCACACAGUCCCAAGAGGGCAUUACCCAGUCUGUUCACCACUACAAGAUGAUCCUGAAGAACAUCUUUGAACAGACACCUAUUGUGCCACAGACGUCCAAGAACUCGGAUGGUCAGGUCAUGACCUCUCUCACGUCCAACUACCUCUGUCUGCAGUGCUCGACCAUCGUCAACGACGAGGACCGCCUAAAGCAUGGCACAAAGAAGCAGCACCGCUUCUACGUCGAUUCGCGAAGCGGCGCGCUCUACUGCCAGAUCUGUGACGAUCUGGUCUGGGACCCCACACUGGAAGAGCUUCGAGUGCGCAAGAUGGGAACCGGAACAUUCUCAAGUCGCAAGAGAAAACAUGACGAGAUGUUCUCUGAUGGCGUCAAGGACAGCGCUGCGAACAACCCGGGCUUCAUCUCAAACAACACCACCACCGCCUCUUGCAAAGCAAACGGUCUGCGUGGAAUCUACAAUGCUGGAGCAACUUGCUACCAGAACGUGGUUUUGCAGAGCUUUCUCCACAACCCCUUGCUACGCAACUUCUACCUUAGCGAUGGCCACCAGAGUACCGACUGUUCGCUGACCAAUUGUCUGAGCUGCGCCAUGGAUGACAUGUUCCAGGACUUUUACGCCGUUGAGAAUACUAAUGGAUUCACGGCUGCGAGUAUUCUCUCUGGGUUCUGGAUAUCAGAGAAGAAGGCAUUUGAGAACCUCGUCACUACCAAGGAGCAGGAUGCUCAUGAGUUCUUCCAGUUUCUCGCAGAGGAACUCCACGAACGCAACGGGGACGGCAAGAGACCAGAAACUGGUAGCGAGCAUACGUGCAAUUGCAUCAUUCACCAAACUUUCUACGGCAAGCUGCAGAGCUCUACGACCUGCCAGAAUUGCGGAGGCGUCACCAAUGCGGUGCAGUCGUUUUUGGACCUUAGCCUUGGACUGGAGAACUUGUCCCACAAGAGGAAGAAGGGAGGGCCUAAGGUGGCCAGCCUGACCCUGCAGGAGUGUCUGGACGAGGAGUACGUCAAAUCAGACAAGUGCGAGUAUCGAUGCCACAACUGCAGCUCGAUGCAGCAGGCGAAACGAGCCACCAGCAUUAAGAGGCUGCCCAAUGUGCUUGCCAUACAACUGAAGCGUUUUGAGUACAAGCAGGGCCGCCAUGAUCGUGCGCCCUCGAAGAUCGACACGAUCGUCAAUUUUCCCUUGCAGCUCAACAUGCUUCCAUAUACAACGAGAGGCAGAGGUGCGGACUCCAAGGAUGCGUUCGAGCUUGGAAGAUCCUGCACGUACGACCUUCUUAGUGUAGUGGUCCACGUCGGCGAAAUCGACACAGGUCACUAUGUCUCAUACUGCCGAGUUGGCGACCAGUGGUUCAAGUUCAACGACCACAAGGUUGAGAUGGCGUCCAAGUCGGAGGUGCUGAGCGCCCAGCCAUACCUACUCUUCUACAUCAUCCGCUCCCUUUCGUAGAGUAGCGCCGCAAAAAAGGGAAGACCGGGGGGUUAAUAUCUCACGUCAAGCCAUACCAGUUAACAUUACUCGUGAAGAGCGCCAGUAACCAACCGCCGGAAAUAUUUCAGAGGGGCGGAAAGGUUAUAGAGGAGUGCCAGGGAUAGCAUCGUCUUGGCGUUGGAAAGAAACGUUGGGCUUGCACCUACUUUAGGUAGGCCUUUUUGGUAAGUGAAAGAAUAAGAACGCCGCAUUGGAUGAUUGGAUGGUAGGCGGGCAGGCAGGUAGAUAUGCACCCACGCAGUG